This is a messenger RNA of Tachysurus fulvidraco (yellow catfish), 4401 nucleotides long. RefSeq names its product xenotropic and polytropic retrovirus receptor 1a (gene xpr1a). NCBI's taxonomy places the organism in Eukaryota, Metazoa, Chordata, Actinopteri, Siluriformes, Bagridae. The transcript has 15 exons. Gene Ontology annotation, biological process: phosphate ion transport; cellular response to phosphate starvation. Bases 238 to 2304 code for a protein of 688 amino acids. Gene Ontology annotation, cellular component: plasma membrane; cytoplasm; Golgi apparatus. The record is from RefSeq and is a predicted model, not a curated record. Gene Ontology annotation, molecular function: inositol hexakisphosphate binding.
CACACACACGCACACGCACACGCGCACACACACACGGGUUUACAGGCGCGACACCGCCGCACUUCAGUCUGUUCCGUUGUGCGCACGAGCGACUUCAGCUUGAAGUUCCAGGCGGCACCAAAUAUAAUGUGACGGUGUGGAGUUUAAACCGAGCGGAUUAACACCGAGACUAAAGCACACAAAUCACUUACAGCAGGUUGUUUGUUUAUUAUUAGACGUGUUGUUGUUACCGGAGACAUGAAGUUCGCGGAGCACCUUUCAGCUCACAUCACACCGGAAUGGAGGAAGCAGUACAUACAGUACGAGGCCUUCAAAGAGAUGCUGUAUGCAGCACAGGAUCAGGCUCCGUCUAUAGAAGUGACAGACGACGACACGGUUAAGAGAUACUAUGCUAAAUUUGAGGAGAAGUUCUUUCAAACAUGCGAGAAGGAGCUGUCCAAGAUCAACACCUUCUACUCAGAGAAGUUAGCAGAGGCUCAGCGACGUUUCUCCACGCUGCAGAACGAGCUGCAGACGUCUGUGGACGCUCAGCGGGAAAGCAUCAUGGGAAAGAGCAGGAAGACGGGUCUGGCUCUGAGCAACGAGGAGAGGAACAAACAAGGCAACAUCAAAGACCUGAAACUGGCCUUCAGCGAGUUCUACCUCAGCCUCAUCCUCCUGCAGAACUACCAGAACCUCAACUUCACCGGGUUCCGUAAGAUCCUGAAGAAACACGAUAAGAUCCUGGAGACCCAGCGUGGAGCCGACUGGCGUGUCUCACACGUGGAGGUCGCGCCCUUUUACACAUGCAAAAAGAUCACACAGCUUAUCUCUGAGACAGAGACUCUGGUGACUACAGAGCUGGAGGGUGGAGACCGGCAGAAAGCCAUGAAGAGACUGAGAGUCCCACCACUGGGGGCAGCUCAGCCUGCUCCCGCAUGGACUACAUUCAGAGUCGGCCUGUUUUGCGGAAUCUUCAUUGUCCUCACCGUCACCUUCAUCCUCAGGGGUGCGUUUUAUUUUAGCGAUAAGAACGUGUGGCCGAUGGUGAGGAUGUACCGCGGCAGCUUCCUGCUCAUCCAGUUUCUCUUCCUGUUGGGCAUCAACACGUACGGCUGGAGACAGGCUGGAGUCAAUCACGUGCUCAUAUUCGAACUGAACCCACGCAACAACCUGUCUCACCAACACCUGUUUGAGAUCGCAGGCUUCCUGGGUGGGUUAUGGUGUGUCAGUAUCCUGUUGUGUCUGUACGCCGACUCCACCGGACUGCCGAUGCAGGCGAGUCCUCUCAUCCUGUACGGCCUCAUGUUCCUGUUCCUCAUCAAUCCCUUCAAAACCUUCUACUACAAAUCCCGCUUUUGGCUCCUCAAAUUGCUGUUCCGCGUGUUCACGGCUCCGUUCCACCGCGUGGAGUUUGCUGAUUUCUGGCUGGCUGAUCAGCUGAACUCUCUGGUGAUCGUGCUGAUGGAUCUGGAGUAUCUGGUGUGUUUCUACAGUGUGGAGCUGCAGUGGGGGAAUGUGGAUGGCCUGAUGCCCAGUUAUUCAGAUGAUAAGAAAUGCAACAAUUACUCGUACGGGCUGCGUGCCAUCAUCCAGUGUCUGCCUGCCUGGUUCCGAUUCGUCCAGUGUCUCCGCCGUUACCGUGACACCAAACGAGCUUUUCCUCACCUGGUGAAUGCUGGGAAAUAUUCCACAACCUUCUUUGUGGUGGCGUUUGCUGCCCUGUACAGCACACACAAAGAUCAGGAUGAUGCAGAUUCCGAGGCAUUCCUUUACCUGCUAAUCGUCUUCUCCACCAUCAGUUCUCUCUACACACUGAUCUGGGAUCUGAAGAUGGACUGGGGUUUGUUUGACCGCAACGCCGGUGAGAACACCUUCCUCCGGGAGGAGAUCGUUUACCCACAGAAGGCGUAUUAUUACUGCGCCAUUGUGGAGGACGUGAUCCUGCGUUUUUCCUGGACUCUUCAGAUCGCUCUGACCAACUUCACACACGUCUCCUCUGCUGAUAUUGUGGCCACCGCUCUCGCCCCACUGGAGGUGUUCAGGCGUUUUGUGUGGAACUUUUUCCGUCUGGAGAACGAGCACCUGAAUAACUGCGGUGAGUUCCGGGCGGUGAGAGACAUCUCCGUGGCUCCACUGAACGCCGACGAUCAGACGCUGCUGGAGCAGAUGAUGGACCACGAGGAUGGAGUCAAACACCGGCAGGGGAAGAAGACCUGGAGGCGGAGCUACAGCCUCACACUGCGCCGCCCACUGCUGCACUCCCAGUCCAAGAAGGACACCAAGGUGCUGAUCGACGACACCGACGACGAAGCCUUCAGCUGAACAACACAAAGACGUUCCACCACUGAAGACACACACACAGACAAACACACACACACACACACACACAGGGUACUGUUAUUUUUAAUUUGUUGUUAGUUUUUAUAUUAGUUUAGUUUUUUUAAGAAUUUAUUAAUGACAUUGUUUACAAAAGUAAUAAUAAUAAGCAUUACAAAUCUACAGGAAGUGACAUUACAGUGAAGAACUGAAAUGCAACAAUAACACACACACUGUGUGAACUUCAGCACACACACACACACACACACACACACACACACACUUUAAUACUGACAGCGUGUUUUUUCUAUUUGUGCAUUUUGUAAUUUCUUCUUCACAGAGCACUUGCAGGGAAAGUGCACAUGGGCACCAUGUUCACCACGCAGGGCCGCCUCACUUCUUCUUCUUUUCAUUUCUUUUUUUAACUUUAUUUAUUGUUCACGUUCUUAAGAGCCAGACUGACCUACUGACGCUUUUUAAGAAGUCAGAUUUCCAUCAAAACCUAGCAAGUGACGUAGGAAAGGUUUCGUCCCGAACCGCUCACUGUCCUGCCGAGCCUAGCAUGAGUAGUCGCUCCUCCUCCUGACAUAAAUUACACCGGGAUUAAAACUAAUAAUAAUCAGCCAUAACAUGAAAGCACAGCCGUCGAGUGAAGCAGGUGGUGGCGGCACCAUCGGGCUUGUAAUAAUGCACUUAUACUGUAGCGCACACCUCGGAACUACACCUUUGGAUCCGGUGUUAAAACCCUUUACUGAAAUUAGUCGACAUAACUGUUUUGUUAGGUUUUUACAUUUGAGGGCAGAGUCUUAGUGAUGAUGUCAUUCUUUAUGAUGUGAGCUAGAAAGUCUGCUCUGUACCAGUCUUUUAUCUGGUGUGAUGUAGGGUGGGUGUAGGAGGAACCUUCGUUACCAACAUGUGGCGUAUAAAGGCGGAGCCUUCCGUAUGAGCAAUUUAAUGAGGUGGGUCUUUGUGGGAGGAGUCUCAGUUUUAGCUGGUCAGGGUUGUAGGGUGGAGCUUUUCAGAUGUUGACAUGGAGCCCAGUGCUUUGAAGGUGGAGCCUUUACAAAUGGGUGGAGACUCUACUUUAGACGACCAACGUUUACACCAGCGCUGUACAAACUGCUAGUGUUCAGUGUUUUGUGCGGUUUGGGACGAAGCCACUAAUUACCUUUAGUGUACGUGUUAGAAUUAAGUUUAUUAUUCAUUUGUAUUAUUUUCAACAACAAUGAGGAUAAAAAAAAAAGCAACAAAAUGUAAUGUUGUUAUAAUGUUAGAAUAAGUUGUCAUUUAUUCUUCAACACACACACACACACACACACACUUACAGAAGAACGACAAUGAGGUCUGGAUGGGGUGUGAGUGUGAUCAUGCUGCUUCUCACACACAUACACACACACACACACACACAAGCAAAAACACAUACUCAUGUUGGGAGGGGUGUGUGUUUCAUCCCUAACCACAAGUUAUUCAGCUGUCUGACUGUUAGCACCCGCGCUAAUGUUGUCAUGGUUAUUGUUAAAAUCUGUUAAAUCUCGGGUUUAGCAGUUUGCGAGCACAAUCUCUCUCUCUCUCUCUCUCUCUCUCUCUCUCUCUCUCUCUCUCUCUCUCUCCAUCAUUCCUUUUCCCUAUAUGUCACUAUUUUUGCUUCUCAUCAUUGACGUGUCACUCACGAAAGAGUUGAUUCACAUCGUUCACUUACAAAGAGUCGACUCAUGUGAGUCUUUAAUUUUUAAUCGUUUUUGUAAAUCUAAGCCAUUCUCUUAUUCUUGGAAAUUAAAUUUAGUUAAUCUCAUAAUGACUUAUUUUAUUUUUUAUUAUUUACAAAAAAAAACUUCUUAUCGCUCAGAAUAUCAGAAACAUCAAAAUAUCAAAAACUUCAUUGAGCCAUUUGGGAGUCAAAAGAGUCGACUCUUCUUGGUGAGCCGUGCCAAAUGAAUCGAUUCGUGGCUAGAGUGAAUCAUACUGGUUGACUUGUUCUGUAACUUUGUGUUUCACUUACACACAUAUACACACGUAUGUAACGUCGGUCUCGAAGGUGAACAGUCAGUGUGUGAAAAAAAAGGCAUUAUGGGAAAAAAAAAGCAGAUGUUUAUGGACAUUUUA